Perkinsus marinus ATCC 50983 is the source of this 1263-nucleotide messenger RNA. Its product is annotated as DNA repair helicase, putative. Lineage: Eukaryota; Perkinsozoa; Perkinsida; Perkinsidae. Gene Ontology annotation, molecular function: ATP-dependent chromatin remodeler activity; ATP binding. The annotation marks the transcript as partial. The transcript is spliced from 8 exons. The record is from RefSeq and is a predicted model, not a curated record.
AUGAGCACGUCGAAGAAGCGAGCUGUUGUCGCUCGACUACGACAAACUGUGAAGCCACAGGCGGGCAGAGGACCGCCUCAGUCCUCCAAGCGCCCUAAGAACUCCGAAGAUGACGAUUAUGAACCCAGCGAUGCUACUGCAAGUGGCUCUAGUAGCGAGAGCGAGGCUACUGGGGAUGAUUCGGGCGAGUCGAGCGAUAGUGAAAUUGAAGUUGUGAAGAGCAAAAGUCGAGAGGCGAAGCGUCGGGGGUCGACGUGUGCUGGUCGGGUGACAAGAGCUGCAGCGAAGAAGGUGCGAAAUGAAGAGGAGGAUGAUGACGAUACCUCGGAUUGCGAGAGGAGUGACUUGGAUCUGUCGAAGUCCGCCCUUCACAGUGUACGUUGGGGUAGGGUCAUCCUGGAUGAGGCCCAUCGAAUUAAGGGACGGACAACAACGACUGCCCUUGGAGCGUAUGCAUUGAGGGCUGAGUACAGGUGGGGGCUCAGCGGGACGCCUUUGCAGAAUCGCGUGGGAGAGCUGUACUCGCUCGUGAGGUUCUUGAAGUAUGAUCCGUAUGCCUUCUACUUCUGCAAGACCAAGAACUGUGACUGUAAGUCCAUGGCUUACCGUUUCGAGGACAACCGAUACUGUAAACGGUGCGGUCAUACUAAGAUGCAACACUACUCCUACUUCAACCAAACUAUCAGCAAGCCUAUUCUGAAGCAUGGGUUCUCGGGAGUUGGCAAGGACGCUUUGAAAGAGCUGCGCGAUCGGGUUCUGGAUCGUCUGCUAUUGCGACGUACCAAAGAGGAGCGUGCUGAUGACCUACACCUGCCUUCGAUGACUGUGAGCAUCAGACGAACGGAGCUCACGGACAGCGAGAAGGACUUCUACGAGAGCUUAGCAAUGCAGAGUCAACUACGCUUCGACGUCUAUGCUAAUGAGGGCACGGUUCUUAAUAAUUAUGCUCAUAUCUUCGACCUCUUGACGAGGCUACGACAGGCAGUAGAUCAUCCCUACCUCAUCGUCCAUGGCAUGGAUUGUGGUUCCAUUCCUGCUAAGAGCACUGCUGGGAGGGAUAGGGCUGAUAUAUGCGUGUUGUGCCAAGACGACAUACCAGCUCGUACCACGAACGAGGAUGAGGCUCAGGCCAAGGCUACGUGUGGUCACAGUUUCCAUAAUGAGUGCGUGAGAGAUUUUCUGCGCGAGGCUCCUCAGUUGCCGCUGAAUGGAGGAAUCGGAUGCCCUGCGUGCUUCGCUCCGAUAACAGUCACAUUCGGGCAG